Styela clava is the source of this 1161-nucleotide messenger RNA. The record is from RefSeq and is a predicted model, not a curated record. NCBI's taxonomy places the organism in Eukaryota, Metazoa, Chordata, Ascidiacea, Stolidobranchia, Styelidae.
AAAUAUGAUUUGCAGUAUAUGUAGAAGGUAAUAUGUGGUUUUUAUUGAUUUGGAUUUCAUUGUUCAAUCUGACUCAGGCAAAAACCCCAACAAGAACAUCAGAUUUUCGAAAUUAUAGAUUGGAACUAUUUACCGAAAAAAAAUCAUAUGAUGCCGCCAAGACUGUGUGUGAAAGAAGAAAUGCAUGGCUUGUUGAGAUAAAAGAUGAAGAAACUCAAGCUGCAGUGAGCAGGCUUACUGAGUAUAAUAUAUGGAUUGGUUUGCACCAUGACAGCGGUUGGAGAUGGAACAACAUUAAUAAAUUACACUAUACUAACUGGUUUGUUCGUCCAUACUUUUUUACAUUACCUAUUUGCAUUUUGGAAACAAAUAUAAAGUAUGUAACACUUAAGUUGAAUAUUAUUUUUGUAGUUGAAUCAUAUUAUAACAUUGGAGUUUAUUAGUCAUACUGAACUCUCUUCGAUGGAGUUAUUUUAUUCCAUGUUCUAAUUUAUUUGCUAGCGAGCAUGCUCCAAGGUUUGUAAACUAUAUUUUACAGUUCUCGAGAUACCGAUGGAUGAUCGAGCUGCAAUUUAUUUUCGACAAUGUUUAACAGAAAAAACCUCAUGAAAAACAUAUAGAUAAUUUUAGAUCACCAAUAACAUAAAUAAAAAUAUAAAACAAUUAGGGAAAAUAUGAAAUGACUUUUAGUAUGGGUUAGGUGCGCCCGCCCCGCAAGUGAGGAGUAGACAAUUAUUUGAGGGAGCGUGGAGCUGACUAAAAAUACUAAUAUUUGUUUUAAUUUCCCCUUCUCAUUUUGGUAAUUUAGUAAAUUUCUUUAUUGUUUAUAGCAGGGGUUUCCAAACCGCGGUCCGCGGGCCAAUCACAAUCCGCGUAACGAUUAUAUAUGGCCCGCCGAACUUAAGUGAAAUAGUUUAACGGUUAAACUUUAUUCGUAAAUAAAAACUAAUACGUUUAACACUUUAUGUGUUUACCUUUUUGCGUUCAAGAUACCGGCAAUUGUUAUGUCAUUAUCACAGUUUGAGCAUGUGUAUAUUCAAUUAUACCAGUAUCUUAUGUAUACGUAUAGCACAAACCCCCCAAUAGUUUUACCCCAAUUUUAGAUAAAAGUUAAAGUUUCUAAAAAUUCAGACCGAAAGACUUUUGUAAGAAAUUCAAGCU